GCCGACGAACUCAGUUUUGAGGAAUGCCACACUAAAGCGCCUUAAUAAAUUUAUCAUCAAACUUCGUAGUAGUUCCGUUUGAAAUUUGUAUAUUUUGAAAGGCGUAAAGUUUAUUUGUAAAUACUUGUGAAUUAUUAAUAUGCCACCUAAACGUAAAAAAGCUUAUAGAACUACGCGGUUGAAAAAAAAGAAAGGUGUAACUCGAGGCAGAAAAAAGAAUGUGAUAGUUCAGAAGGAUGCGUAUAAAUUUGAAUACAUCUGCUGCAAUUGUGAAAAGUCUUUUGCUAAAGAGUCCGAGUUUGAAAAACACAAGAAGGAAUGUAAUAACGAAUCUGUAGUAUCCUCGAUAGAUGUCGAUUUUGUUGAGAGGACAACAAUAAAAUGUAACGAAUGUCCUAAAAUAUUCAAAUUUAAAAAUAAUUUUCUUAAACAUUGUGUGAAUGAACAUUCCAAAGUACCUGGGAGUGUGGCCUGUGACCAAUGCCAUGUACGAUGUCCUAACAAAAUAGUUUUAAGUAAACAUAUAAGUUCGACUCAUAAUAGAGAAGAGUAUGCAUGCAAUUAUUGCAACAAAACAUUUGUAAGGAAAGCUCAUGUUAUAAGGCAUUUACUGCAAAGCGGUUGUGAUGGAACAGAAGCAGCUUCAUUUCCUUGUGAGAUCUGUGGGGUUGUUUUCUCUAGAAAGGAUAACUUGCUUGUACACUUACGGUCUCAACAUAUUUUAAGAAAAAGUUAUAUGUGUAAAUAUUGCACAUAUUCAACUAAGAAUUUUUCAAAACAUGUCAAACACUGGCAAGAAAACCAUUUAAGUCCCCUCAAAUUUGAGUGUGACAUUUGUGGGAAAACAACUUCUUCUAGAACUUCAAUAGCCAAGCAUUUGGAAAUACAUGGAGAGAAAAAGCAUACAUGUGAAAUGUGUGGGUACAAGACGUACACGGCGGAAGUGAUGAAGCGCCACUUGUUCACGCACUUGAAGAACAAACCACACAAGUGUGACAUCUGCGGCGAGUCGUACAUCCAGAAGCUGCAGUUGCAGCGUCACAUGCAGAGACAUGUCGGUAACAUCUGCAAGCAAUGCGGUCAGUCUUUCACCUCCCAACUCAGACUCCUGGUACAUGAAAGAGUACAUAUGGGGCUAGACCGUUUACUGUGUCCAUAUAAGGACUGUGUUUAUUCAAGCAGAGAAUUCGAUAAAGACUCAAGUUUAAGAAAUCAUCUGAGGACUCAUUUACACAGUAAAGAAUUCAAGUGCGAGGUGUGCAACAAGAGCUUCUUCUCCGAGGUGAACAUGAAGCGCCACGUGGCGACGCACCGGCUGGACCGGCCGCGGCGCUGCAUGUACUGCGUGUCGGCGCGCGCCUACAUCCGCGGCGAGCAGCUGCUGCGGCACGUGCGCCAGCUGCACCCCGAGCUGUUCCGGCAGCACCUGGCGCACGUGCGGGACGUGCUGGGUACAGCCAGCACCACAGAGAGGGUCAAGAAGUCUGAGCUGGAUUCCAUCUUGAAUGUAUUAGACGCAGAAUCUGAAAGAAUUCUGGCGUACAGCGGUGGCUCGGAAGUGCUCUAUGGUGGAGUGGAGAAAGUUGAUUUUACCCCUAACGUCAAGGAUGAAACUGUCAAGAGUGAAAAUAACCCAUUGAUGUCCGAGGAAAACCUAGAAGAAAGUCUCAAGCUGUUGUUGCAACGCUUAGUUGAUGAAGAAGUUCUCGCGGAGUUUGGAUGGCCAGAUGAAUCUGUGGAUACAGUGUUGGAAAAGGUGAUCGAGCACUGCGGCGCCCGCGCUGCGGACAAAACCCGUUGGACGCGCGUACAACGUCUACGUGAGAACACGAAGCACCUGUUCCUAUACGCCAUCGAGGACAAGAACAUCGCGCGUAUGCUCGACACACACACCAUCGAUCAGGUCGUGCAGCACAUACUGGUGCAGGUGGAUGACGAUACCAACGAAUGCUGACCGUGGCCCCGCCUACAACUAACCUGCAUUAAAAUUUACACCGUCACCAUCGACCAGGGCGCCUAUCGCCUAACGGGAUUGCUAUGGCUAUCGCUUACGGUUACAAUUUUAUUUUGUUAUUUCCGACCGCCGAAGGAUAUCGAAUACCUCACGCUCAUUUUCUUUAAUAUUGUUUUUACUAGAGCGAACGAAAAUAAAAGGGCACGGGGCAUUUGAAAGCCUUCGCCUGUCAGAAAUAACAAAAUUAAAUCGUAAGCGAUAGCGAUAGCCAUUGCAAUUCCGUUAGGCUAUUGACCCCAUGGAAUGGAACGCCGCGGCAUGGAAUGAAAGCGAUUAUUUUCAACGAAAUUGUGCAUAGAAAAUUGAACUUUAUGUCAAUUGUUGUGUCAACAAACUGCAUAUGAACCAAAAAAAGUCGAAAUCCUCACGCAUUCGCCAGAAUUCCCCUUCAUGCUGUCUAUGGAAUCCGCGUCAAAUGGGGAGUCGGAGAGUCGGUCGGUUGCGGUAGUGUGGUGUCUAGGUUCUAUGGGAUAGGAUGUAGAUUAAAUAGCUGAACGUCCCUCAAGGCGCAGUCGUAGGAAUUCUCGAGCAUUCCCGCGAAUUCGCACAACGAGGCAAAAUAGACGCUUUUGUUCCAAGUCUGUAUAAAUUGAGCCUUUGCCGCAGGGUGCGUUGCUCACGAGUGCAGCGAUCCUUUGGAGUGUCGAGCGACACACGCCCAUAGAGGUAUAAGAAUAGAGUGUGGACUAGUAGAAAGAGAAAGAAGAUGAGAGACCGCUAGCUAUCUCUCUCUCUCGUGACGCAUACGCAGUCUGUCCAAUAGUUGGUCCAAGCAUCACGUCGAAAUAGUAAGAUGCUUACGGUUGCCAAUGCGCAUGUGCGAUUAGAGAGAGAAAGCUAGCGGUCUCCCAUCUUCUUUCUCUUUCUAUUAGAGGGACACUUCCACUUGUAGUAGAGUCUAUAUCUCCCCUACUCUAUUCUUAUACCUCUAAGGUCGAGCGACACGCGCCACCAUUCCAUUUUGACGCGCUUACUAGGGGACACUUGUAUAAUGAUUUCAUAUGAUCGAAACAUGGGCUAAAGCAGUAGUUCACGAACUAGGUUCAGUAAACCCCAUCUUGGGGUACCGUGAAAAAUAUUUUUUUACGUAUAAUAUAUAUUUUGAUGUAUCAUAUAGGAUAUACAACAAAAAAAUAAGCAACAGGGGUCCCGCAGAAUAAAAAUAUAUUGAUUAAAUACGAUGUUAAACAAAGAAAAGACAACACGCUGUAUUCCGCGUUUUUGACCGCGGAACCGUUUUUAUUUUAAAAACGGUU
This is a messenger RNA of Chilo suppressalis (striped riceborer), 3270 nucleotides long. NCBI's taxonomy places the organism in Eukaryota, Metazoa, Arthropoda, Insecta, Lepidoptera, Crambidae. The record is from the annotation of a GenBank genome assembly.